This is a messenger RNA of Amphiprion ocellaris (clown anemonefish), 3571 nucleotides long. RefSeq names its product WD repeat domain 62 (gene wdr62). Gene Ontology annotation, biological process: mitotic spindle organization; neurogenesis; regulation of mitotic cell cycle. Gene Ontology annotation, cellular component: mitotic spindle. The record is from RefSeq and is a predicted model, not a curated record. Gene Ontology annotation, molecular function: protein binding. The transcript is spliced from 26 exons. Lineage: Eukaryota; Metazoa; Chordata; Actinopteri; Pomacentridae. The coding region runs from base 132 to 3281 and encodes 1049 amino acids.
GUCGGUGUCAGGUUUCAUUCGGGGCAGCGGAGAGUCCCGACGCUGUGUCCGACCCUCGGUGCUCCUCAGCGGGGCGUUUCUGGAGCAGCGCCGCCGUGUUGUUAAAACGCUGGCUCUAACACGGUGACAACAUGGCGGAGACAGCGGACUGUGGUGUAACCAACGCCGCGAAGUGGAAGCAGCCAGCUGGGAUGAAGAGCCGACAGAGCGCCCUGAAGAAGAGCUCCGGCAGCCGGGUCAGUCUGGAGAAAGUUCUGGGGAUCACCACGACCGGCGGCAGCACCUUGACCUCGGACCCCAACUCUGGACUCAUCGCCUACCCUGCUGGGUGUGUCAUCGUGCUGCUUCACCCAGAGACCAACAAACAGACUCACAUCAUCAACACGUCCAGGAAGACCUUCAGCGCAGUGGCCUUUUCUCAUGAUGGGAAACACCUGGUCACUGGAGAGAGUGGUCACCUGCCCUGCGUCAGGGUUUGGGAGGUGGAUGGAGCUCAGGUGGCCGAAGUUCAGUCUCAUAAAUACGGAGUUUCCUGCGUUUCGUUUUCCACCAACAGCUGCUACAUCGUCUCUGUGGGCUUCCAGCACGACAUGACGGUCAGCGUCUGGGACUGGAGGAAAGCUUCCAUCAUCGCCUCCAACAAAGUGUCCAGCCGAGUGUUCGCCAUCUCCUUCUGUCAGGACAACAGCUACUUCGUCACUGCUGGCAACCAACACGUCAAGUUCUGGUACCUGGACGUCUCCAAAGAGCGGCGGGUGAACAGCACCGUGCCCCUGAUUGGUCGGUCAGGGUUGCUGGGCGACCAUAAGAACAGUGUGUUCAGUGGGGUGGCGUGUGGGCGGGGCCUCAUGGCAUCCAAUACGUACUGCAUCACCAGCUCCGGUCUGCUGUGUCUCCUGAACAGCAGCCGACAGUUGGAGGCCUGGGUCCACCUGAAGACGACGUCGGCCAGCUGCCUCUCCAUCACUGAGAGCUUGGUGUUCUGUGGCUGCGCUGACGGCGUCAUCAGAGUUUUUAAUCCGUCCAACCUGCAGUACAUCAGCACCGUGCAGAGACCACAUCACCUGGGAGUGAACCUGAUGCCCAUCACACCGGACAGCGACUCGUUACCUGCCACUCCAGGUGUGCAGUUCCCCGACACGUUGGCUCUGACCUUUAACUCCGCCUCCUGUCAGCUGACCUGCGUGUACAGCGACCACAGCAUUUAUGUUUGGGACAUUAAAGAUGUGAAGAACACCGUGAAGACGUACUCUGCUCUGUACCACAGCAGCUCUGUGUGGAGCGUCGAGGUCUACCCAAAGCUUCAGGAUCCAUCUGAGGCCUGUCUACCUACGUCCUCCUUCCUCACCUGUUCGUCUGAUGGCACCAUCAGACUGUGGAACACCAGACAGACCGACCUCCACAGCAAUGACCUGCUGAGGAUCCUGUAUGUGGAGGAGGCUGCUGGGAAGGCCGGAGUCCGGGUGCUGAGCAUCAGUCCUGACGGGCAGCACCUGGCGGCCGGAGAUCGCUGUGGAAACCUCAGGAUCUUCGCUCUGGACUUCCUGGAUGAGCUGGUGAAGAUCAAGGCUCACGACUCAGAGGUGUUGUGUCUGGAGUUCUCCCCCGCUAGCACAGGAUUGAAGCUGUUGGCCUCAGCCAGCAGAGAUCGACUGAUCCACGUCUUCAACCUGGAGAAGAACUGCAGUCUAGAACAAACUCUGAACGACCAUUCAGCCUCCGUCAGUGCUGUGAAAUUUACAGGUGAGAGUCCGGAGGUCCGACUGGUGAGCUGUGGAGCUGACAAGAGCAUCUACUUCCAGACAGCUGAGCAGACGUCGGAGGGUUUGCGGUUCUCCAGGAGUCACCAUGUGGUGGAGAAGACCACGCCCAACGACAUGGACCUGGACUGGACCAGAAGCCACGUGGCCGUCGGCUGUCAGGAUAGGAACAUCAGAGUGUACAACGUGGAAACUGGGAAGCUGAAGAAGUGUUUGGAGGGUUCAUCCAGCGAUGAAGGAGCUCUGCUGAAGGUUCACAUGGAUCCAUCAGGGUCAUUCUUGGCCACCAGCUGCUCCGAUAAAAACAUCACCAUCUUGGACUACGAGUCAGGAGAGUGUGUAGCGUCUCUGUUUGGACACUCAGAGACCAUCACCUGUAUGAGGUUCAGUCACACCUGUAGACACUUCAUCACUGCGUCAGCAGACAGCUGUGUGUUUGUGUGGAGGCUGGACUCUCAGCUGAGCAGCAUCAUGAGGAAGAGGCGGGGCUUCAGAUCCACACCUUCAGCCCAGAGCCUCAAACGGCUGGACACCAGGAAACAAACCUUCAUCACUGCUUCAUCUCAGCCGCCUCAUACCGAUGAAGACGAGGAGGAAGAGGAGCCCCACCUCAGGACUAAAGACAGACCAGACGCUGCUCCAGCUCCACAGCUUCAGAACAACAGGAACCUGUCGAUGGUCUUCAGAGAACUGGGUGUGGGCGUGGCCUCCCCCAGUGUCCAAUCAGACGCCGAGCCUUGUCAGGUACAGCGUCGGUGGGCAGAGCCACCAAACCCAGUGACUGUCUGCUCCAGCUUCUCCCCGAGUCCCACCAAGAGUCAGGAGGAUGAAGACAAAGUCUUCCAUCCUCAGGCCCUGGACCAUCUGCUGGCAGACGAAGAGGACGAAGAUGGAGACGAGGAGGACGAAGAUGGAGAUGAGGAGGAUGAAGAUGGAGACGAGGAGGAUGAAGAUGGAGACGAGGAGGAUGAAGAUGGAGACGAGGAGGAUGAAGAUGGAGACGAGGAGGAUGAAGAUGGAGACGAGGAGGAAGAGGAGGACCACAGGACUCCAGACAACCCGGAUUCAGACGCUGAGCCUCGUCGUGCUCGGAGACGGUGGUCGGCGCUGAAACGUCCAACCUUCUUUCCGAGUCCCAUCAAGUGCGAGGAGGAUGAAGACUUCCAUCCUCAGGCUCUGGAGAGUCUGCUGGAAGACGAGGAAGACGGAGAGGAGAUCAGCCAGGCGAACUCCAGCUCCAGCGCUGCCUCAGCAGGUGAGAUUCAGAGAGGAAACGCAGACGGCAGUGAUGUUGGUGAAAACUCGUCAGUUUGUUACAGACAUGAAGGUGAAGAAUUGGUCAGCAUGGAGCAAUGUCAGCAGGUUUCAGACGAUCUGCGACAGGCGGCGAGCCGAGCCGUUCACCUUUACCUGCAGCUCCAGGAUGUAAAGCAGCAGCCGGAGAUGAUGUCCGUCCUGCAGGAGGCCUUUCAGUGGGUUUCCUCUCGGCUGCAGGAGGCUCAGCGGAGCGGCGCCCCCUGAUGGUCAGCUGGAGAACCACGUCUACUGAGUUAUAAAUACCAGAAACACAUUCAGCAGUUCUGCUGCUGUCUAGACAUUCAGCUCUGUCCCAGAAACACUCCACUGAGGAAACGGGUAGAUUCACCUGUAAGCUCCGCCCCCUUCAUCCAGGUGACUCUGAGACAUUUAAUGAUGAAGCACCGGGACGGAUGUCUGGAUCCCAGCAGGACAGAUUAUUGAAACUGAAAACAUCCGAAUUCAACCCACAGCUGUAGUUUUAAUGUUUAUAAUAAAUAUUGCGUUUCAAGAAA